Molecule: messenger RNA, 271 nt
Organism: Phaethon lepturus (White-tailed tropicbird)
Lineage: Eukaryota; Metazoa; Chordata; Aves; Phaethontiformes; Phaethontidae
Product: SNF-related serine/threonine-protein kinase-like
Exons: 2
Biological process (GO): intracellular signal transduction; microtubule cytoskeleton organization; protein phosphorylation
Cellular component (GO): cytoplasm
Molecular function (GO): tau-protein kinase activity; ATP binding; protein serine/threonine kinase activity
Source: RefSeq, a predicted model, not a curated record
AUGAAACUGGUCCAGCACCCCAACGUGGUGCGCCUCUACGAGGUCAUCGACACCCACGCCAAGCUCUACCUCAUCCUGGAACUGGGUGACGGCGGCGACAUGUUUGACCACAUCAUGCGGCACGAGGGCGGGCUGGCCGAGGCGCGCGCCAAGCACUACUUCGCCCAGAUUGUCCACGCCAUCUCCUACUGCCACAAGCUGCACGUGGUGCACCGUGACCUCAAGCCCGAGAACAUCCUGCUUGGAGACGAGUACGAUGCCCCCGCUGUCG